AUGACCACUAUUAGGACAAUCAUAGCUGUGGCAGUCAAAAAGGGUUGGCCUAUGUACCAAUUGGACGUCAAUAAUGCCUUUUUACAUGGGGACUUAGAUGAAGAGGUAUAUAUGAGAAUACCCCAGGGCCUGAAUGUUUUUGCACCUAACAUGGUUUGUAAAUUGAACAAAUCCUUAUAUGGCCUAAAGCAAGCUUCUAGACAAUGGUAUUCCAAAUUAAGUGAUUCUCUUAUUUCUAAGGGCCACUCAGUUUCAAAAAAUGAUUACUACUUGUUUAUCAAGUCUAUUGGUUCUCAUAUUACAAUUGUUGCUGUUUACGUCGAUGACAUUCUCUUAAGUGGUAAUGAUAAAGAGGAGAUGAGUUCUCUCAAACUAUUUCUAGAUGCUCACUUCAAGAUAAAAGAUUUAGGGCAUUUAUAUUAUUUUUUGGAUUUGGAAAUCAUCUCUGAAUCUGGAGAUUGCAAUGCUGUUGCUAGCCCCUUAGAUGUGAAUCUGAAACUCUCCAUUAAAGAUGGGGAACCCUUAUCUGACCCUUUAUUGUAUAGGAAUCUCAUUGGCAAGCUGAAUUUUCUCACAAAUACAAGACCUGAUUUGGCUUUCUCUGUACAGUUGUUAAGUCAGUUCAUGCAUGUCCCUAUUUCAUCUCAUCUUUCUGCUGCUUAUCAUGUUCUUAAGUAUGUCAAAGGUACCUUGGGUCAAGGUUUGUUCAUGUCUGCUGCUUCUGAUUUCUCAUUACAUGCUUAUUAUGAUUCGGACUGGGCUUCUUGUCCUAGUUCCCGGAGAUCCGUUAGUGGUUAUUUGGUGUUACUUUUUGGUUCUUUACUCACAUGGAAGUCUAAAAAGCAGCACACUGUGUCCUUGUCCUCCGUCAAGGCCGAGUAUUGUUCCAUGCACCGAGUUGUUGCCAAACUUGCUUGGCUCACCAGGCUAUUACAUGAACUUUCUGUUACCUCAAUUGUUCCAGUUCCUUUACAUUGUGAUAGUCAGUCCGCCAUCUACAUCGUUCGUAAUCCGGUGUCCAUGAGCGUACGAAACAUAUAG
Messenger RNA from Nicotiana tabacum (common tobacco), 1041 nucleotides. The record is from RefSeq and is a predicted model, not a curated record. NCBI's taxonomy places the organism in Eukaryota, Viridiplantae, Streptophyta, Magnoliopsida, Solanales, Solanaceae.